Messenger RNA from Saccharomyces kudriavzevii IFO 1802, 2244 nucleotides. RefSeq names its product i-AAA protease YME1 (gene YME1). The coding region runs from base 1 to 2244 and encodes 747 amino acids. Gene Ontology annotation, cellular component: mitochondrial inner membrane. Gene Ontology annotation, molecular function: metalloendopeptidase activity; ATP-dependent peptidase activity; ATP binding. The record is from RefSeq and is a predicted model, not a curated record. NCBI's taxonomy places the organism in Eukaryota, Fungi, Ascomycota, Saccharomycetes, Saccharomycetales, Saccharomycetaceae. The transcript has a single exon. Gene Ontology annotation, biological process: mitochondrion organization; protein quality control for misfolded or incompletely synthesized proteins.
AUGAACGUCUCAAAAAUACUGGCGUCGCCUACGAUCACAACAAAUGUUUUACGCAUGCUUGCUCCCAGGUUGCCUCAAAUGGGUGCUUCUUUGCUAGUUCAAAGGAGAUGGACCUUGAGAGCGAAGAAUUUUCAUCGCUUCUAUUCGGAAAAGGUCAAUGAUGAAACACCUUUGAAGAAGGAAGCUGAGGGUACUAGAAAGGCGUCCAACAAACCCAAAGCGUCUCCAAAUGACAAUACCCCGCCCUCACCGCCACCCAACACUAACGAUAAAACCAAACAGGCGAAUGUAGCUGUAUCGCAUGCUAUGCUGGCAACCAGGGAACAGGAAGCCAAUAAGGAUCUAACUAGCCCUGAUGCACAGGCGGCAUUUUACAAGCUUCUCCUACAAUCAAACUACCCACAAUACGUGGUUUCCAGAUUCGAGACCCCCGGCAUUGCUUCCUCCCCAGAGUGUAUGGAAUUGUAUAUGGAGGCAUUGCAAAGGAUAGGUAGACACUCGGAAGCCGAUGCAGUUAGACAAAAUCUACUAACAGCUAGUUCUGCUGGUGCAGUAAACCCAUCCUUGGCGUCAUCUUCAUCAAACCAGUCUGGUUAUCAUGGCAACUUUCCCUCCAUGUAUUCUCCAUUUUACGGAUCUCGCAAAGAGCCACUGCAUGUUGUCGUUUCUGAGUCAACCUUUACUGUUGUAUCGAGAUGGGUGAAGUGGCUGCUUGUUUUUGGUGUGCUUACGUAUUCUUUCUCUGAAGGUUUCAAAUAUAUCACGGAAAACACAACGCUGCUGAAAUCAUCGGAGGUAGCUGACAAAUCAGUUGAUGUCGCUAAGACAAAUGUUAAAUUUGAUGACGUAUGCGGUUGUGAUGAAGCGCGUGCAGAAUUGGAAGAAAUUGUUGAUUUCUUAAAAGAUCCCACCAAGUAUGAAUCGCUGGGUGGUAAACUACCAAAAGGUGUGUUGUUGACGGGGCCUCCUGGUACAGGUAAAACUUUGUUGGCUAGAGCCACCGCCGGUGAGGCUGGCGUCGACUUUUUCUUCAUGUCGGGUUCCGAAUUCGAUGAAGUUUACGUUGGUGUUGGUGCUAAACGUAUUCGUGAUUUAUUCGCCCAAGCGCGUUCUCGUGCCCCAGCUAUCAUUUUCAUCGAUGAACUAGAUGCCAUUGGUGGCAAACGUAACCCAAAGGAUCAAGCGUACGCUAAACAAACAUUGAAUCAGUUACUGGUCGAAUUAGAUGGUUUCUCGCAAACGAGCGGAAUCAUUAUUAUUGGUGCUACUAAUUUCCCUGAGGCGUUAGAUAAGGCGUUAACUAGACCAGGUAGAUUUGACAAGGUCGUGAAUGUUGAUUUGCCAGAUGUUCGUGGCCGUGCUGACAUUUUAAAACACCACAUGAAAAAAAUUACGUUGGCAGACAAUGUCGAUCCAACGAUUAUUGCACGUGGUACGCCGGGCUUAUCAGGCGCUGAGCUAGCAAAUUUAGUCAAUCAAGCAGCAGUGUAUGCCUGCCAGAAGAAUGCAAUUUCUGUUGACAUGUCACAUUUCGAAUGGGCCAAAGAUAAAAUCUUGAUGGGCGCUGAAAGGAAAACUAUGGUUUUAACAGAAGCAGCUAGAAAAGCCACUGCUUACCAUGAAGCUGGACAUGCCAUUAUGGCCAAAUACACCAACGGCGCUACUCCCUUAUACAAGGCUACUAUUUUGCCUAGAGGCAGAGCAUUGGGUAUCACUUUCCAAUUGCCAGAAAUGGAUAAGGUUGAUAUUACUAAAAGAGAGUGUCAAGCGAGACUAGACGUGUGUAUGGGGGGUAAAAUUGCUGAAGAAUUGAUUUAUGGCAAGGAUAAUACCACAAGUGGUUGUGGGUCCGACCUACAAAGCGCUACUGGCACAGCAAGAGCCAUGGUCACACAAUACGGCAUGAGUGACGACGUAGGUCCUGUCAAUUUGUCAGAGAAUUGGGAGACUUGGUCUAAUAAGAUUCGCGAUAUUGCAGAUAAUGAAGUGAUCGAACUUUUGAAAGACUCAGAGGAAAGGAGCAGGAGGUUACUGACCAAGAAGAAUGUUGAGCUCCAUAGACUUGCACAGGGUCUUAUUGAAUACGAGACAUUGGAUGCACAUGAAAUUGAACAAGUUUGCAAAGGUGAAAAGUUGGAUAAACUCAAAACAUCUACCAAUACGGUUGUGGAAGGUCCAGACAGUGAUGAACGUAGGGACAUCGAAGGUGACAUAACAAAAAUUCCCACAAUGUUGAAUGCAUAA